CAGAAAAUCAUAAAUAAAAACCAACCAACCAACCAUUUAUAUCACUUCAAUAAUAGAAACUGAACCAAACAAAACAAACACAAAAAACCCACUUACACUUUCUCAAUUUCCCAAUCUCCGACCACCAUAAAUGGCGGCGAAACCCAACGGUUGUUGUUCAUGUUGUUCAGGUUUUAUAUUAACCAUGGGAUUAACAUCCUUAUUCAUAUGGUUAAGCAUAAAAGUAGACGAACCACAUCUCUUCAUAGAUCGAAUUUACAUUCCUACCCUCAACAAAACCCUUAAUUCCAAAUCAAACACUUCUUUAAUCUUCACCUUAAAACUCGUUAAUCCAAACAAAGACAAAGGACUUCAAUACGACGCCGUUCAUCUUAAUUUCAGCGUUUUCACCAAUCAAAACACGACACGUGGAAUUGGUAAUGGUACAGUUGAGAGAUUUUAUCAAGGUCAUGACAAAAAAGCGAAGAAGAUUGUAACGGUAAACGGUGUUGGGAAUUUAACGGAGAGAGUUAACGGGAAGGUUUAUUUGAGAGUGGAUUAUGUAACGGCGGUUAAGUAUAAGAUUUUGGUUUGGUAUAGUAAAAGGGAUCAUUUGUGGGGAGGGGCAAAUGUGGAAAUUGAUGAUAAUUUGGGUUUGAAAGUUGGGAAGAAAGGUGUUAGGCUUGGUGGAAAUGAACCGGUGAAGAUUGUUUCCGGUGGUGUUAAACUGUGUGGAGGCUAUCGUGCGCUUGUUGUGUUUUUUGUUGUGUUUGUUGCUCUUGGGUUUACUUGACUUUGACUCAGUUUAUUUAUCAAGUAGUUUAGCGGUUAGAUUCAGUGUGAAAAAUUUAAAGUUCAAAUUUCGGUCUCUUUAAUAAUUUUUGGAGCUAUCAAUUGAGCUAUUUUUGCGGGACUGAUGGAUUUUAUUUUUGUGUUUAUUAUUUAAUUUGAUUUGAUGUGGGUGUUGUGUUUUCCUUUGUUUUUUGUUUGAAGUAUUCAUGUUGUUGUAUAUAUAUAUGUUGUAUUAACAUCUAAAUAUGAUUUAUGAUUAGUGUA
Trifolium pratense (red clover) is the source of this 1035-nucleotide messenger RNA. RefSeq names its product protein NDR1-like. The transcript has a single exon. Bases 131 to 772 code for a protein of 213 amino acids. The record is from RefSeq and is a predicted model, not a curated record. NCBI's taxonomy places the organism in Eukaryota, Viridiplantae, Streptophyta, Magnoliopsida, Fabales, Fabaceae. Gene Ontology annotation, biological process: defense response to other organism.